Molecule: messenger RNA, 3712 nt
Organism: Benincasa hispida (wax gourd)
Lineage: Eukaryota; Viridiplantae; Streptophyta; Magnoliopsida; Cucurbitales; Cucurbitaceae
Product: inositol hexakisphosphate and diphosphoinositol-pentakisphosphate kinase VIP2-like
Biological process (GO): inositol phosphate biosynthetic process; inositol metabolic process
Molecular function (GO): 5-diphosphoinositol pentakisphosphate 1-kinase activity; inositol hexakisphosphate kinase activity
Source: RefSeq, a predicted model, not a curated record
AGUCAGAGAACAAAUCAUCCCUUUCUAUUUUAUUUGUUUGCAUAUUCCGGAAUCCAAGUUUCAGCCUGCGUAUCAAAAACACUCUCACCGUCAUCGUUCUCCAUACAUAUCCAUUUCUCUUCUCUCUUAUACGACUGUUGUUAUGGCGCUUUCUUCAACUUUCUCUCUCGCAUUUUAGUACUUCCGUUUUAGUCUCGGUCCUUAACGCCUCCAUCUUCCUCGCCGAGUUUCUUGUUCUUCUUCCUCUUGCGUUUCCCGCCUUGAAGGUGUGAGUUGGAUUUAGAUACUGUGUUUCUGGAAUGGGUGAUAUGGAGGUUGAAGAGAAUGAUGUUUACGAAAAGAAGAUAAGGAUUGGAGUGUGCGUGAUGGUAAAGAAGGUGAAAUGCGACGCAAAGCUUAAUCAUGUGUCCUCGUCGCCAAUGAGACAAAUAUUAGAUAGAUUGGAGGCAUUUGGUGAAUUUGAGAUAAUAGUAUUCGGAGACAAGGUCAUUCUUGAAGAUCCAAUAGAGAGAUGGCCAGAUUGUGAUUGCUUGAUUGCCUUUUACUCCAGCGGCUAUCCAUUAGAGAAGGUUGAAAAAUAUGCUGCUCUUCGCAAACCCUUUUUGGUAAAUGAGUUGGAACCACAAUACCUUCUUCAUGACAGAAGGAAGGUUUACGAGCGUCUCGAAAUGUUUGGAAUAUCUGUUCCAAGCUAUGCCCUUGUGAAUAGAGAAGUGCCUUACCAAGAUGUGGAAUAUUUUGUUGAGGAAGAAGACUUUAUUGAGGUUAAUGGUAACCGUUUUUGGAAGCCAUUUGUGGAGAAGCCUGUCGAUGGGGAUGAUCAUAGCAUAAUGAUAUAUUACCCCAGUUCAGCAGGUGGCGGUAUGAAGGAAUUAUUUAGGAAGGUUGGUAAUCGAUCAAGUGAGUUUCAUCCGGAGGUUAGAAGAGUAAGGCGUGAGGGCUCGUAUAUAUAUGAAGAAUUUAUGCCAACUGGAGGAACAGAUGUCAAGGUCUACACUGUUGGUCCUGAAUAUGCCCAUGCUGAGGCACGCAAAUCUCCUGUCGUUGAUGGUGUUGUUAUGAGAAAUCCUGAUGGCAAAGAAGUGAGAUAUCCUGUACUAUUGACUCCUGCCGAAAAGCAAAUGGCUAGGGAUGUUUGUCGUGCAUUUAGGCAAGCGGUUUGUGGGUUUGAUCUUCUACGAUGUGAGGGCCGCUCAUAUGUUUGCGAUGUAAAUGGAUGGAGUUUUGUUAAAAAUUCACACAAGUAUUAUGAUGACGCCGCUUGUCUUCUCAGAAAGAUGUUUUUAGAUGCGAAAGCUCCCCAUCUUUCUUCAGCUAUUCCUCCUACUUUACCAUGGAAAGUCAACGAACAAAUCCAGGUCUCUGAAGGAUUAACUCGUCAAGGAAGUGGUAUUAUUGGAACAUUUGGCCAGUCUGAGGAAUUACGAUGUGUAAUUGCUAUCAUACGGCAUGGUGAUAGAACUCCCAAACAGAAGGUGAAAUUGAAAGUUACGGAGGAGAAGCUGCUCAACUUGAUGUUGAAGUAUAAUGGGGGGCGUCCAAGAUCCGAGACAAAAUUAAAAAGUGCUGUGCAGUUGCAAGAUCUCCUAGAUGCCACCAGAAUGCUUGUGCCUCGUACUAGACCAGAUCGGGAAAGCGAUAGUGAAGCAGAGGACUUUGAACAUGCAGAGAAACUUCGUCAAGUUAAAGCAGUGCUCGAGGAGGGUGGACAUUUCUCUGGUAUCUAUAGGAAGGUUCAGCUGAAGCCACUAAAAUGGGUUAAAGUUACAAAAAAUAAUGGUGAAGAGGAAGAACGGCCUGUGGAAGCUCUCAUGGUUCUUAAAUAUGGAGGUGUUCUAACACAUGCCGGUCGAAAACAGGCUGAAGAACUUGGAAGAUAUUUUCGCAACAACAUGUAUCCAGGCGAAGGUACAGGUCUGCUUCGCCUCCACAGUACAUAUAGGCAUGAUUUAAAAAUAUACAGCUCUGAUGAGGGUCGGGUUCAGAUGUCUGCAGCUGCAUUUGCCAAAGGUCUCCUCGACCUUGAAGGUCAAUUAACACCAAUUCUGGUUUCCCUUGUUAGUAAGGAUUCCUCUAUGUUGGACGGACUCGACAAUGCCAGUACUGAGAUGGAGGAAGCCAAGGCAAGGUUGAAUGAGAUCAUAACAUCGCAUGGAAAGAUAGCUCAUAGCAAUGGUUCAGCUGAAUCACCAUGGAUGACUGAUGGAGCAGGACUGCCUUCCAAUGCCUUUGACCUUCUACCCAAAUUGGUAAAAUUGACUAAGAAGGUCACUGAACAAGUGAGAUGCCUUGCUAAAGAUGAAGAUGAAGAGAUUACAGAGAAAAGUUUGUACGACAUAAUUCUACCUUAUGAUCAAGCAAAGGCCCUCGGAAAGACCAAUAUUGAUAUCGAUCGCAUUGCUGCUGGAUUACCUUGUGGCAGCGAGGGAUUUCUUCUCAUGUAUGCUCGUUGGAGAAAACUUGAAAGAGACCUGUAUAAUGAACGGAAAGAUCGCUUUGAUAUAACACAAAUCCCUGAUGUUUAUGACUCAUGCAAAUACGACCUCUUACAUAAUGCCCAUCUUAAUCUGGAAGGAUUGGAUGAGCUCUUCCAAGUUGCUCAGUUACUUGCAGACGGUGUCAUACCAAAUGAGUAUGGGAUAAAUCCAAAGCAGAAAUUGAAGAUUGGCUCAAAGAUCGCUCGCCGUUUGUUGGGUAAAAUUUUGAUUGAUCUUCGGAAUGCUCGUGAAGAAGCAAUUGAAGUUGCAGACUCAAAGGGUAAUCAAGAUCAUUCGAGGUUAACUGAAAAGAGAGAUGCAGACAAUCUUUCAAAGCCUUGCAGUAAACAUGAGGACAACAGAAAAGCCAGCACACCAACUGAAAUGUCAAUAGACCCAGAUGAUGAUGAUGAUAAGGAGACCAAAUAUCGCUUGGAUCCAAAUUAUGCUAAUGUAAAGACUCCUGAACGCCAUGUUAGGACACGCCUUUAUUUUACAUCAGAGUCACAUAUCCAUUCUUUGAUGAAUGUGAUCCGUUACUGUAACCUUGAUGAGUCUCUUGUAGAAGAGGAUAGUCUUGUCUGCCAUAGUGCUUUGGAACGUUUGCAUAAAACCAAGGAGCUUGAUUAUAUGAGUUAUAUUGUACUCCGGAUGUUUGAGAAUACAGAGGUGGCUUUAGAAGAUCCUAAAAGGUUCCGCAUAGAGAUGACAUUCAGCCGUGGUGCAGACCUGUCUCCUUUAGAGAAAAACGACAGUGAAGCAACGUCGUUGCAUCAGGAACAUACAUUGCCAAUAAUGGGUCCAGAGAGGCUGCAAGAAGUGGGAUCGUGCCUAACACUAGAAAAAAUGGAAACAAUGAUGCGUCCUUUUGCAAUGCCAGCAGAAGAUUUUCCUCCUCCAUCAGCUCCCGCUGGUUUCUCCGGAUACUUCUCCAAAAGCGCUGCAGUGCUCGAGCGCUUGGCGAACCUUUGGCCUUUCCAUAAACAUUCCUCUACUAACGGAAAGUAACCUGCUUCUUUUAUUCCAAUAAUAAUUUCCUUUUCAAAUAGCCAGCGAUAGUUUGAGUUUUAGUCUUGGGUUUUCUUGUGUUCAACAACGUAGGAAACUUGUUGAACGCGACCACAAAAGCUAGGUAAUCUAGCCAAUUUUCCUCCUGCCCUUUAUAUGUUGGUCACUGUAAAUAAUAAUGCUUUCGUUUUUUUUUUUUUUUUUUUUUUUUUUUAAAAAAAAAAAAA